UUUUUUUUUUCUUCUGUUGUUUUUGAAGGCUUCUUUAACUUUAUCUUUUUUAAAAUGGACGGUUACCAAGGUGCACCUAUUCGUCAACCUGUUGCUAUGGCAUACUUGUGUGCUGAUUGUGGCGCAGAGAAUCAAUUGAAGCCUAGAGAGCCCAUCCGUUGUCAAGACUGUGGUCACAGAAUCAUGUACAAGAAGAGAACCAAGAGAAUGGUCCAAUUUGAAGCUCGCUAAACAGAAAAACAAGUGAUUAUGCGGUAGUACUUUGGUGAUCAUUAAGUGGGGAGGGAUUAAAAGGACUCGUCGAUACAAACUAUGAGCACUGAUUGUUUAUAAAAGGACAUAAGGCAAAGCUGGCAUCCCUUAUCCUUCUGUAAUCGAGCAAAGAAAAAAGGAUACCGUCUACAUAGGAUUACCGUGGAGCUUCAAAGUCAAUAUCCUUUGAGGCAACUUGAACAUAUUUAUACAGUUUUUAUUAGAAAUAAGGACAAUUUUUUUCUGUUAUUGUCUGUCUGAAUUUAUGGUUAUUCUAUAAAGUAAAGGCAGCGGAUAAUGAUCUUGUAUUUUCAUAGGAAUAACUUUUUAUUUU
Molecule: messenger RNA, 586 nt
Organism: Mucor mucedo
Lineage: Eukaryota; Fungi; Mucoromycota; Mucoromycetes; Mucorales; Mucoraceae
Product: DNA directed RNA polymerase
Exons: 4
Coding region: 55-231 (58 amino acids)
Biological process (GO): DNA-templated transcription
Cellular component (GO): RNA polymerase II, core complex; RNA polymerase I complex; RNA polymerase III complex
Molecular function (GO): DNA-directed RNA polymerase activity; zinc ion binding; DNA binding
Source: RefSeq, a predicted model, not a curated record